AUGGCGAGAUCUUCUACUAAAGUCGAAGAUUAUUGGCGUCAACAUAAUAUUGAAAAUUUAUUUAAAGAAUUAACACAAAUUCUUGUACGACGUACACCAUCGGAUCCAGCUAUUGCAAUAGUUGAACAUCUUCAAAAAAAAUUUCCAAAAUCUUUUAAAACAUCAACAGAUAAUAUUGGUAUCGUUCCGAAAUCAUUAGCAAAUAGUUUACAAUUACGUUCAACAAUUUCACCACGUUCUGAUGGUCACAAUGAUAGUAUAAAUGAUACUCAAAUCGGACGUCGUUUAUCCAUUCAAAGUCAAGUUAGUGGAAUUGCUACUAUCCCCACAAUGGAUUCUGCUUUUACUGAUGUACUUAAACAUAAUACUAGUAUUUUGAGCCAAGCACCAGAAUCAAAUAUCAGAACUAUUGCAUCUGUUAAUCGUACAGCUCAACAAGCUAUUAAAAAGGGAAAAGAUAUUCGUUCAGAUCAUGAUAUACUUGAAGAAGAAAUGAUUAAACCAACAAAAACUAAAUUUGAUACAUCAAUAACAGAAAAUAUAUCUGAUAGUUCUUUUACAGAAAAUAUUGAAAACCAAGAAACACAUAAAGAACCAACUGUACAACAAAUAAUUAAAUAUAAACAAAAUAUUCUUACGGAAAAAGGUCGUCGUUUACAUCAAGAAAAACUUGCCGAAUUAGCUAGACAACAAGAUGAAAAAGAAAAAUUCUUUCGAUCAGAUUUUGCAGUUAAUCCAGAAGAAAUUCAACAACAAGACAAACUCAAUGACGAAUCAACAUCACAAGUUGUACCAGAUGAAACAAAUCGUAAUAAAGUUUUGCAUAAACCAAUUGCUAAAUCAAAAGAAGAAGAAGAAAUAUUAAAUGAUGAAAAUGUAUUUCAACCUAGAAAACAACGAAAUAGAGGAAGACCAAGAAAUACAUUGCAAACAAUGCUUUCAACGACACCUUAUAUACAAGGACGACAUAUGAUAGAUCCUCGAUCAACAAUGAAAAGAGAAGAUGGACAUUUAAUAUGCAAAGUAUGUGGAAAUGUAAUAAAUGAAGGUGAAAAUCCGUUAUUAGUUGAUUCUAAAUUAAGUUUUGCGGCUGAUACAGCACGAUCUUCAGAAACAGCAUCUGUUGCAGUUGAUGAUUGGUUUGAAACAGGUUCAGCUGCAUCUAGUUCACGACAAACAAGCCCCUGGAAACCAGAUGAAUCAAUACCAUUACCAUUUGGUUCAAGUACAUUUCGACGAAAUCUUUUUCAACCAAUUAAUGAUAAUCAUACAGAUACAAAAGGACAUCAAUCACCAGUACAAUCUUCGAUUAUUGAUAGUGAUGCAACAAAAAUACGACGGCCAUCUUCAUCACGUAUGUCUGAAUCAGGUGUUUUUGCAAGAUCCCCUGAAGUAAAAAUACGUCGUCCAUCAGCAUCACGAAGUAUACCAUCACCAGUAACAAAAAAACAUCAUUCGGAUACAGCCUCUGGAACAAGUCAUGAACUCAAACAAUCAUCACCUUUAACAACAACAACAACAACAACAACGAAUGAUCGAAGAAUGUCAGGUUGGAGUGUACGUGAACCUUCACCUGAUAAUACAGACGAAAAUUAA
This is a messenger RNA of Adineta steineri, 1596 nucleotides long. NCBI's taxonomy places the organism in Eukaryota, Metazoa, Rotifera, Eurotatoria, Adinetida, Adinetidae. The record is from the annotation of a GenBank genome assembly.